Dermacentor andersoni is the source of this 2891-nucleotide messenger RNA. Its product is annotated as rifampicin phosphotransferase-like. Lineage: Eukaryota; Metazoa; Arthropoda; Arachnida; Ixodida; Ixodidae. Gene Ontology annotation, biological process: phosphorylation. Gene Ontology annotation, molecular function: kinase activity; ATP binding. The record is from RefSeq and is a predicted model, not a curated record.
ACCGCAAGCACUACAACACAACGUUAGUUUACUGCUUUUACUGCAGGGCACAGCAAAGAAGUUGCAGCAUUCCAGCAUAUCUGAAGCACAAGAUUAUCGAAGAGUCGAAGAUGCCUGAUGAACAUCGCCUUGUCUCAGAUAUCAGCGAACCGGGCAGCAAAGUUCCAGACUUGACAGGAGGCAAGGGUUCGUCUCUAGCGGUGCUUGACUCCAUUGCCAGGGAAGUGCACACGUUUUCAGUUCCCCGGGGAUUUAUUGUCACAACCAAGUCUUACAAGCACUUUUCCUCAAGUAUAGAAUUUCGAAAAUUGAUGCAAGAAAUGGAGACUGCAAUGUCCAGGGAUAAUUGGCAGACAGCACUGAAAGAAGCCUGCUUCGGAUUGGUAAAUGCUCUGGAAAAUCUCAAAAUGCCUGCAGAUGUCCAAGAAUCAAUCUGUCACCACAUAUCCAAGUUUGACAAAGACACAAUGUUUGCUGUCAGAUCUUCAGCGUUAGGUGAAGACUCCGAGGAUAUGUCGGCUGCAGGUCAAAUGACAACCCUUCUCGGAGUUCGGGGCUAUGAAAACGUCGUCAGCGCUGUGGUGAAAUGCUGGGCUUCACAGUUCAGCUUCACUAAUGUGAACUAUAAGAGACAAUAUGGGCAGCCUUUGGACGUCCCGAUGGCAGUAGUAGUGCAAGAGCUCGUCAAUGCCGACACUGCAGGUGUGAUGUUCACCUGUGAUCCACUCACGGGAAACCCAGGGUAUAUCACAGUGACCGCCAACUACGGUAUUGGAGAGUCAGUUGUCUCUGCCUCUGCGGAACCAGAUACAUUCACGUUGAAGAAGAGAGGACCCCAGCAGCCCAUCAUCGAAUCACGUCAAAUUGGGCAAAAGUCCGUGUGCACUACUGCGUCAGAGGGCGGUGGUGUGGCCACCGUAUCGCUAAGUACGGAAAGAACCACGUGUGCCUGCAUCUCAGACGACGACGUUCAGACUUUGGCCGCUAUUGGCGCACAGGUUGAAAAGACGUACACAGCACCGCAAGACAUUGAGUGGGCACUCAGGGAUGGAAUGUUCUUCAUGCUGCAGUGCCGCUCCGUCACAACAUUCUUCAGGGAGAGUGACUGCGAGAUGCUCCACGAAUUCGACGAAGGUAUAAAGUCGGCCAAAGAAGUUUUGACCAAGGGAAAUGCAUCAGAAGUGCUACCAGGAGCAGCGUCCCCACUGUCUAUGUCUUUGCUUCGGUGUGGCUUCGAGGCACACGGCAAGGGCACUGCUGAGCGGUUUAUGUACGCCAGCAGCCCUGAUCGAUCACAAUACAUACCAAUGUGGGGACCAAUGCAUCGCUACAGCUACUUCCUUUGGUUGUCUGAUGGUCUCCGAAAGACGGGACCGGAUGCAAAUGUCAUGGAGAAGUCAUUUAUGUACAGUAUAUUGGGGCGUGACGCAAGCGAAGAAGUAGCAGCUGGUGUGAAACGGACGAGGACGAUUAACCGCUGGAAGCUUCCAGUGCAGUUUUACCACAUUGCAAAGUCGAUGCUUACUGUCAGCUACGGUGUAGAAAGCACAUCAAGAAAAGCUGCCGAGCUCCGCCUGUUCGUGGAUCAAAAAUCAACCGCAGCGCAGAUACAUGACUACAUGGGCCGCAGCUUGCACCACUUACGCGAGCCUGCUACUCUUCUGCUGAAGGUGUCCUUAUCUUCUUCCUUCUACAACGCCAUCAUUAUUCAUAUUCUCAGUGCUGCCAGAGGAGCGCUCGACGCCGAAGUUUUCAAUGAGUUGGCUAAGAUUUUGAGAGGCGCAGAAGCGGAGAGUGCUGACGUACCGCGAAUGAUAAAGGAACUGGGUCAAGUUCUCAGGGAGUCUCCAGAAAAAGAGAAAUUCCUCAAGAUGACAUCAGAGGAGGCAUGUCAGUGGCUCUCAAUGGUUGAAAACGAAUGCGGAAAGAAGUACCGGGAAUUCAUGAAGAAGCAUGGCCACAGGGCGGUUAAAGAGCUUGAUGUCUACACCAAGCCAUGGUCACUGGAUCCUUCGUCGCUUGUCAAAUCUUUAAAGGUGGCUGCAGCAUCUCCUCAGGUAGAGCAGAAGGCUUCAUCUACUUCGUGGGACGUCUCAAAGGUCCCAUAUAAGCUGUCCACCUUUCAGAGGGUCUUGUUGAAGUUCGUGGCGCCCAAGGCACGAGCCGCCGUGGAGGCACGAGAGGUGGCAAAGUCUGCCGCGGUGCGCGUGGUCCACCAACUACGGCUGCUUUGCCACCAGCUGACGCAGCGCAUGCUGCACGAAGGAAGACUACCUUCAGCGGAGCUGCUCUUCUUCCUCACCUAUGAAGAGAUCGGCAUCCUUCUGCGCACAAGAUCCCCGGAGCUGGUUCUCAAGGCUCAGCGACGCCAGAAAAUUUACGCGGUAGCCGACAAGGACUUGUACCCGUCCAUCUUUGUCGGCAUCCCCAAGCCGAUUGAGCGCAUUAAAAGACAUAUUGAAGGGGACUUUGAAAUAAAAGGCAGCCCAAUGUCUCAGGGCGUUGUUGAAGGCAAAGUUCGCGUGGCGCCGACGUUUGGCGAAGCCCAUCUCAUACAGAAAGGCGAGAUACUGGUAACGACUGCCACCGACACUGGCUGGACGCCGUACUUCCCCCUGUUGGCCGGAGUCGUGACAGAGAUUGGAGGCCCACUGUCUCACGGUGCCGUCGUUGCUAGGGAAUACGGUCUUCCAUGCGUGGUCGGUAUUGAAGGCAUCACGACGAUGCUUACUUCUGGCGACUACAUUGAGCUGGAUGGAAACACCGGCCUCGUCAGAAAGAUUCCCGUUCCGGAGGCUCAAGAUGAUGCACAAUACUCUUGACUCAAAACAAAUAUUUUAGCCGUCCAUUAGAAAGAUAACAGCUAAUAAAAUAGAAAUAUUUGCUUUGUA